This is a messenger RNA of Capronia epimyces CBS 606.96, 1011 nucleotides long. Its product is annotated as DNA-directed RNA polymerase II subunit RPB3. The record is from RefSeq and is a predicted model, not a curated record. NCBI's taxonomy places the organism in Eukaryota, Fungi, Ascomycota, Eurotiomycetes, Chaetothyriales, Herpotrichiellaceae. Gene Ontology annotation, biological process: DNA-templated transcription. Gene Ontology annotation, cellular component: RNA polymerase II, core complex. The coding region runs from base 1 to 1011 and encodes 336 amino acids. The transcript is spliced from 2 exons. Gene Ontology annotation, molecular function: DNA binding; protein dimerization activity; DNA-directed RNA polymerase activity.
AUGGCUUACAAUGGCUACACUGGCUUUGGUGAAGAUGUUAUGGAUGGCGUCGAGACAUCGGGACCCAAGGUGACAGUGAGAGAUGUCGAGCAAGACCGCUGUGACUUUGUCUUGCAAUCAUGCUCCCUUGCUCUCGCGAACUCCCUGCGUCGCGCCAUUCUGGCCGAAAUCCCUACCGUCGCUGUCGAUCUCGUCGACAUAAUUACAAACUCCUCCGUCCUCCCUGACGAAUAUCUCGCGCAUCGGCUUGCAUUAAUCCCCCUCGUGAGCAAAGGGGUCGGAGAAAAUCUUAAUUAUACGAGAGAUUGCGAUCGGUGUGAUGAUCACUGCGAAUACUGCUCGGUUGUGUUGCGCCUCCAUGCACGGUGUACAAGACCUGGUACGAUGAUGGUAUAUGCUCGCGAUAUGACCGUUGCCGACCCUCGUCAGGACGGUAUUGGCAUGCCAGUGAUCCGUGAUGUCAACGGCACCGGCCCUUUGAUUGCAAAGCUGAGACAGGGUCAAGAGAUUCAUCUGGAAUGCAUCGCAAAGAAGGGCAUUGCGAAAGAACACGCAAAGUGGGCCCCAACGGCAGCAGUCGGCUUCGAAUAUGACCCAAACAACAAAUUGCGACACGUUGAUUACUGGUACGAAACCGAUGCGAAGGACGAGUGGCCAGUUGACGAGCGCAAUGCUACCUGGGAGGGUGACGAGACGGCAGCCGAUGCCGCGUUUGAUCCUGAUGCGGUGCCGAGCGCCUUCUUUUUCGAUGUGGAAGGUGUUGGUACGCUCGAACCCGACGAUAUCGUGCGUGGCGGGAUCGAGGUCAUUCAAAAGAAGCUGGCCGAGACCAUCAAAGUGCUGGGAGGUGCUGAGGCAGCCGGAGUGGACGCAAUGAACGGCUUACAAAGCCCCGAUGCUUACGAACCUGCUCCUGCAGACGGAGGGUAUGGUUCGUAUGGUGCACUCAGGGGCGGGACAACUCCCUACGGCACGACUCCUUACGGCGCUGGUGGCUAUGGUUCUUACUAG